Messenger RNA from Diaporthe batatas, 1128 nucleotides. RefSeq lists its product as uncharacterized. Lineage: Eukaryota; Fungi; Ascomycota; Sordariomycetes; Diaporthales; Diaporthaceae. The record is from RefSeq and is a predicted model, not a curated record. The coding region runs from base 1 to 1128 and encodes 375 amino acids. The transcript is spliced from 4 exons.
AUGCCGCCCUGCCGCCCUGCUGUCCUGCUGUCGCUUUGCCGGCACACAGCACUUGCGCUAAUGCAGGAACAACCAGCUGCCAGUGGGGAUCGGCAAGCAGCUGUGGGCCAACCGCAGCCCUCCUCCCAUCAAUUGAUGUCGUGCCAAUAUCCACCCUCGCCUGGCCAGUCGGACCCAGAACCCCCAGGAUAUCUUCAUGCCCGGACACCGUCCACAGCCACGAUUGUCAUCACACGCACCCUCGUCUCGUCGGUCCCUCAGGCAGGGCCACUCCAUCCACGGCCAGGCCACGCCAGGCCGCGCCAGCAGACAGCCAGACAGCCAGACCCGGCCGAUACAUGGGCCAUCGUCGUUGCACGAUGCCCAGAUGUCCGCGAGGUUGCAGGGACCGUCAUGGCUUCAUCGGGGAAUUUGGCCCUUGCACAACCAGGGAAUCGUGGGCCACAUUGUCUUGGCAGCCAUUCCCCUUUCGACCUCUGCAACGGCGCCAUGUCCUGCUUCCAGAACUCCAGGCCCACAUCCAGUGCUCGCUACGACGACCCUCUCCCGCACCAGUCUCCCAGUCUCCCCACAGAGAGGGUCCCCGAGCCGACUUCGCCGCCAUUUCUAUUUGCGGCGCCCAUCAGGAAUCUGUGGGAUCUGAGUGUUCCCGAAAAAGAAAAAAAGAGAAAAAAAAGAAUCGGCGGAUGCAAUGUCGAGGGCCGCGGUCGUGGUCGUGGCUACGGAUCUGGUUAUGGGGGCGGGAGGGCCAUAAUCCCGUGCCAGGACGAGUUCCUCAAGGAUAUCGAGGGAUAUCGAGUCAAUCCAUCACCAACACCACUCGCGCUCAAGCCCACCAAAGGCUGCUCGGCUCAACACAAGCACUUCCCCAAGGCCCGGCUAACUUCUUUGGAGCUGACUCCCGCUAGUGCCGUCCGUGGUGAUGGUGGUAAUGGAUGCACCUUUGGAUGCGCCUCGCCAGGUCCUGUGCACCGGCUCAACACCGUCGAUGUCGGAGGGGCCCUCGGUGCACGAGAUGGCGCAAGCCAUCGGCGGGCAUUAGUCAUUGGUAUUGAACGACUUGCCGGCUGCAGAGCGAAGGCGCAGCGUCCAACAGCUUACAUGAUCUCGCCCAACGACUUCGGAUGA